AUGAUCUAUCUAUCUAUCUAUCUAUCUAUCUAUCUAUCUAUCUAUCUAUCUAUCUAUCUAUCUAUCUAUCUCAGUUUGUUUGUUUCCAUCAUCUAUCUAUCUAUCUAUCUAUCUAUCUAUCUAUCUAUCUAUCUAUCUAUCUAUCUAUCUCUAUCUAUCUAUCUAUCUAUCUAUCCUAUCUCAUCUAUCUCAGUUUGUUUGUUUCUAUCUAUCUAUCUAUCUAUCUAUCUAUCUAUCUAUCUAUCUAUGUCCACAUCUAUCUAUCUAUCUAUCUAUCUAUCUAUCUAUCUAUCUAUCUAUCUAUCUAUCUAUCUAUCUAUUUAUUUGUUUCUAUCUAUGUCCAUCAUCUAUCUAUCUAUCUAUCUAUCUAUCUAUCUAUCUAUCUAUCUAUCUAUCUAUCUAUCUAUCUCUAUCUCUAUCAGUUUGUUUCUAUCUAUUUCUAUCUAUCUAUCUAUCUAUCUAUCUAUCUAUCUAUCUAUCUAUCUAUCUAUUUGUUUCUAUCUGUCAUCAUCUAUUAUCUCAUCUUUUUAUGUUUCUAUCUAUCUAUCUUUUUGUUUCUAUCUAUCUAUCUAUCUAUCUAUCUAUCUAUCUAUCUAUCUAUCUAUAUAUAUAUAUUUAUUUUUUUGUAGGAAAACAUGGGUAUGUCAAACGCUGUUUAAGACGAGUAACAAUUACGUAAUCUAUCUAUCUAUCUAUCUAUCUAUCUAUCUAUCUAUCUAUCUAUCUAUCUAUCUAUCUAUCUAUCUAUCUAUCUAUCUAUGUACAGGCUACGUUUGGAAAAUCACUAUCUAUCUAUCUAUCUAUCUAUCUAUCUAUCUAUCUCUGAAAGUGUAUUCAUCCCUAUUUAUAUAUAAUUCCUUCUCUCUCUGCUCCUAUCUAUCUAUCUAUCUAUCUAUCUAUCUAUCUAUCUAUCUAUCUAUCUAUCAAAGUGUAUUCAUAUCUAUCUAUCUAUCUAUCUCUGAAAGUGUAUUCAUCCCUAUUUAUAUAUCAUUCCUUCUCUCUCUGCUACUAUCUAUCUAUCUAUCUAUCUAUCUAUCUAUCUAUCUGCCAAAGAGUAUCUAUCUAUUCACCCCCUUCACCGAUAGAUUUAUAAUAUCCUUACUUAUCUUCUCUUCCCCUGUCUUCUUCUUCUUCUUCUUCUUCUUCUUCUUCUUCUUCUUCUUCUUCUUCUUCACAUUCUCCCCGUCCCUUUUUAUUACACACAACGUUCUGCAACCUUGGCUAAAUAAUCAAUGGAAAAAAAAUGAAAGUGAGGCUCUGUUGCUGUUGUUUGAAUGCCAUAUGUUGUGGAGCUCUUUUCGCCGUUUGUGUGUGUCGUCUGCUAAGAAAAAAGGAUGGCAUCAUUGCACCUUCUUCUUCAACCGCGAUUUCUUUCUUUACACUUCUUCGACUUGUUUUUCCUUUUCGUUCAUUGUUUUCUUUCGCAUUAAAAAAAUGAAAUCUUCUUCGUUCGUUCGUAUGUUUGUUCCAUUCUUCUUUCUUUCAUUUGAAUUAUAUUCUAUAUUCUAUUUCUUUGAUUUUCUCUUUUGCAUAUUUUAUAAAAUCUUUUCUUUCUUCCAUAUUUCCUUCACUUUUCUUUCUUUUAUUCAUUUAAAUUAUAUUUUAUACUGA
Molecule: messenger RNA, 1611 nt
Organism: Acanthosepion pharaonis
Lineage: Eukaryota; Metazoa; Mollusca; Cephalopoda; Sepiida; Sepiidae
Source: the annotation of a GenBank genome assembly